Equus caballus (horse) is the source of this 599-nucleotide messenger RNA. RefSeq names its product WAP four-disulfide core domain 13 (gene WFDC13). Gene Ontology annotation, molecular function: peptidase inhibitor activity. NCBI's taxonomy places the organism in Eukaryota, Metazoa, Chordata, Mammalia, Perissodactyla, Equidae. The record is from RefSeq and is a predicted model, not a curated record. Gene Ontology annotation, cellular component: extracellular region.
UAUAGAUUUGAAAACAUUACCUGGCCCUGGAGUGGGCGUGGUUGGGAGGUGGCUGGAUUUCUGUCAAGCCCUCCGGAUUGGAAUACACAGCAAAAGGCCUUGACUUUGCCCUCCUUCCCUCUCUUCUCUAAGCUGCGCCUGGUCAAACCCAGCAGUCUUGGGCCAGGACUUACUCAUCUGUCCUUUCAGCAGCAUGAAGCCUGUGCUGCUUCUGCAGUCCCUGCUGUUGAUUCACCUAACACCACAGCUGGUCCCUGGGAGUCCCAAGCAGCAUUUUAUGAAGUACAUCUUGGAACCUCCACCAUGCAGAUCGGCCCCUGAAGAGUGUACUCAAUUCUGUACGUUGCAGGAAGAUUGCCCAAAAGGACUUCAGUGCUGUUCUGCCUUCUGUGGGAUAAUCUGUACGUUAAACUACAAUGUAAAACACAAAAAGUAAGGGGAUUCUCCUACGCCCAGUCCUCACCCUGGAGCUGCUGGUGGGAGCUCAACAGAAGAGUCUCUUACCAGCCACUACAAUAGAUCUCUUUUUCUCUCUAACUCACCUUCUCUUCACCAACAAUAAUUUCCAUAAGUGUUCUGAUUAAAAGAGCCUUUCUCCA